UUACUGGAAAUAUCUAGAAUAAAUGAGAAAAUGUUGCACUGACUUUUACUAUGCAGAUUUUACUUUCUGGGAGAAAACAAAAACUUCCCUAGUGACUAGAUUUCACUGAGAAAAGGAGCUAAGAUACAGUGGCAUUUUAAGGACCUCUAAUAUGGACAAGUCUGCUGAACUGUAGGCUGACUUAUGACUACAACUAUGCGUUGAAACUGCUCAGGGAACAAAGAAUGGAGGAGUAAGGGCUUUAAACUGGUGAGCAAGCAUUAGCUAGCUCCAUCCCCCCAGCCCUCCUCAUUUACUCCCAGAGGACACAGCUCUGUUAAAUGCUUACUUCACACUUAAAGUUAGAACAGAUGUUUAUGUGACCACAACAGAAGGGAAUCUACAAGAAAGGAAAACAACAGUAGUUCCCAUCAAAAUACACACGAGACAUUGACUAUUUAUUUGUUAACCAAUUGCUGACUUAUAGAUGCUGAACUGUCAACUGAAACAAUUCAGAAAUUCAGGCUUUGCUUCAGAUCCCUCUGCUGUGGUGCACAAGGUAAUGGCUAAAAUAAGUGAGCUUGCACUACCUAAAGACAGUCACAUGCUUUAAGGCAUGCUGACUACUAUGUUUUAGAGAGAGAAGACCAUUUCUGUGCAGGACUCAUUCCUUCAAAGCAUUAUCUAUGCAGUGCUUUAUGCUUACAACCCUCAACCUAUAUCGAAGGCCAUCAUGAUGUUAAUAGUUCACAUCCAAGAGACUUCGUCAGUAACUUUCUUGAAGCAGGGAACAUGCUUUCUAAACGUGUGUGGCACCCAUGCGUCUCAUUGUUAAGAGAUGACAAACACAAUACAACAGAAGACUCCCCUGAAGAGUUUGUAGCCAAAACAAUAGUAUACAUAAAGCUGAGAAAUAAAAACCAACAUUCUUAAACUUACUGUACAAACAAGAAAACGAGGCACUAGAAUAAAAAUCGACAGACCAAAUUCCCAGAGAAAAACUGUGGCAAAGUGCAGGUUGGAAAAUUAUUAGGAACAACCCAUGCAAUUUCUUCACUCUUUCCUAGGCAUCUUCUUAACCACUGUGAGAAACAACACUAAGCUACAUGGGCCUUUGAUUUGGCCUACUACAGCUGUUCUAAUUUUCUUCAAUUCAGCCACAAGCCCUGUCUCAGCCUGUUUCAAUAUCCACUGAAAGCACUUUGCUCUCCUAGGCAAAAAUAUUUUUGGUCUCUGUUUAUUUCUUGUUGUGGGCUUAAUAGAAUUCUCUGUAUCAUACACUGCAGAGGGUCAGUCACACUGAGUUUUGCUACUGUCUUAUACAUGUACACAGCUUAUUGCCUCUGCAGUUUUCACAGGCUCUGAGGCUUGAUCCAGUAGAUAUCCAGAUAGAUAUCAGAGGAACGUAAAAAGAAAAAGAAUCAAGCUGGAAAGAUAUUACUAUCACCACUGCAAACUUUUCCACACAUCACAGAAUGUCACAUCACAAUGCUGGAAAAACACUUCAAGAUUCUACUUUGCCCACUACCUUCAUGCCACGAGGCAGAUGCUUCUAGCUAAUAGAAUGUCAAAUGUUUGCCUCCACACGUAAUAUGCUGGAAUGUGUCACCCGCCUUAAUGGUACAAUAUUAUUCUUGGUCUUUAACCUACAACUCAACAGAAGUCGCUAAAGCAAGGCUUGAAUGUUCAGCUUCUUUGGAAUCCAUUGCAGCACUGCAAUACCAGCACUGCUAUUUCUGAUAUUUUUAGCAUGGAGAUUAAUAAGAACACACACCCUCACAAAGCAGAAGAAAAGCAAAGGAAAACUUAGUCCAGUGGCAUAACUAAGAGCUGUCCCUUGCCACAAAAUAUACUAGAGGUCUCCCUGGGAAUCUGGAGUUUUUCUUACUGUAUUUAGAUGAGUGUAAUGGAAAAUUAAUAAAACCAGUUCAGCUCUUUCUAAAUGGCAGAGAUGAGUUUGAGUAAUUUUUUUUUUUUCUUUUCUUUAACCAUCACUACUUAAUUCAGUAGUUAGCACUAGUUUUCUGCCUGCUACAGGUUUAAGGGAUUUUCCUCUCUGUUUCUCCUCUAUACUGGCAAGACCUUCUCAUCACCCCUCCACCAGGAAAAGAAGUAAUGAAAGAGCUUCUGGAAGCCAGAAGUGCUGAACUCCAGCAUGACCUCAAGCACUGCUAUUGCAAUAGUAGGGAUUUCCCUUUUAUGAUCCUUUUAUGAAUCACACAUCUUGUAGAAUUACCUGAUAGUAAAAGACCUGGCUGGUUAUCGAACUAUUAAAGCCUGAAUGGCACUAUCCAUAAAUAUUAUCAUAGUCAUCAUCCUGUGAUAGAAUAUUAUACAACUCCCAUUAUGACAAUCUUUCCUAAUGCAAUUUCUAAAACAUUUGGUGAUGAUGUUCUGAACACACUGAAGGCUUGGUAUACUUUAGUAAGCAUGAGUUCCUCCCUCUUGAACAAUAAGAAGUAGAAUAAUAAAAUAAUAUAAAGAAACAGAGCUGAAUGAGACCUCUUGAGAGAUUAAUUCCUCUUCCCAGGUACAAUACUAAUAGUUGACUGAUGUGCAAACAAAUUACUUUAAUAUUCUCCUAUGAUGGAUAUUCUGCAGCUUCUAUGGAUAGCCUGUUCUGGAGUUAUGCUAACUUUGCCACAUGUAAGCAUUUCUUUUUCCCUUAUAUGUUACCAGAAUAUAGGUAGCUGCAACUUAAGCUCACUGUUUCUCACCUAUCUUCGAUGACAAGGGGAAGUUACCCAUUCCCUAUGAUAGACAUGUCUACAUAUAUAGAUGCAUAAAAAUAUGUAUUAAAUGCAUGUAUGUGUGUACAUGAACACACUUCAAAGAAGAAAAUGUCCUUCUCUCAUACAUAUAUAUGUUUAUAUUUUGAUAUAAUGUUUAUAUUCAGCGAAAUGGUGGGAUUAACUAUGGAGUAUAAUUAUAAUACAGCUCAGAGGAGUAAAUCUGAAAAAUAGAAUGUAUAUUCAUGCAUUAUUCAAUAAUUAUCGAUGAAGUUGAUGUUUUUAUGUGUAUUGCUAUAUUGCCUAGGAGAUCUGGUUGAUAGGACUGAGCUUCGUUUUGUGCUGUGCAAACUCAUCAAAUGAAUUCCUGCCAUCCUGCUCAGACCUGCAUGAUAAACAUUAGCCUUAGCCACAUGCAAUCAGCGUUUAGUUUAUCAAGGUGUAGAUAGUAAUUGAAUAUUCAUAUAUGCUCAGAGCUUAGGAUAACAAAAAUAAGCUGUUGUCUUUUCAGUUUUUCCUUGGAUUAUGUAUUUCCCUCAUAGGCUCACAGCUAUUACCUGCAGAACUUUUUACUCACACUCAUUUUCCUUUUAAUAUGUUGUAACAACAACCCCCCCUUCCACCCCUCCAAAAAAAACAGCAGAAGAGUCUAGAACCACUUACUAAUCUGUUUGCGGCAGUUUUACACAAAGUAGCACAUACAUCAGUCCAUUUUACAUUUCUUACCCUAGCUCCUCAUUCACACUCCAUGGUGAAACCCACCAUUGCUUUAAAUGCUCUCUCUAAAACUGAAUGAGUGACCUGUCAUCAAAUCACCAGGGGAAAAUGGUUUGGUUAUUUAUAUAUAUGUGUGUGUGUGUAUGUAUUUAUAUAUACGUAAAUACAUACAUAUAGCUGGUUUCUAAUCAGAUCACUUCAGUAAUCCAGUACCUCAGCACAAAUGAAGGUUACGAAGAAAAACACCCAGGAACAGGGAAUGGGCAAGUUCUUUUUUAAACUGACUUCACUGCUGCAGGAAACAUCCACUUAGUAAACCACACCCCAGAUGCAGCCCCAGUUAUGUAAGUUAUCAUUCAGACCCAGUUCCUCAGGCACCCAGCCUUCCUGGAUCUGUCAGCCCCUCAGACUAUCAGUAAGUGCAGAGCGUUCCUACCUCUUCUUAGGCAGGGAAAGGGUAACAGCAAACCACAGAGCCAAAUGCAUGGCUUUCAGAAGCGAGAAGGAGCACACUGUCACAGAGUUGCACAGAUGCCACUGAGCUGAUGCUAACGGAGACAAGGAAGCUCAGAUGUGAGCUCUCCCCAGAUCCACCUGUUCUGUGACAGGCCAGAUUUCAAGGUAUGGGGCAACCCCACCUUCUCAUCUAGUCAGUGGGACCUAUGGUAUUGGCAGGCGUUCAGCGUCUGUAGAAAGCCUUUUAGGACUGAAAAAAAAUAUUGUUGUACUUUGUUUCUGUCUGCCUGCAGGUUACAAGCCUUGUAAGCAAGGAGCUGCCCAUUUGCACUUGAGAUCACAUCUGUAGGUUUUAGUUAGAGGCCCUAAGUUAAGUGUUUUAUUCAGACUUUUUCCAUUGUACAGGCUUUAGGAUGCUAUUUAAAGGUGCGAAUUAUGUGUUUGCAGUCAUUAAAGGUGGUCAGCAGUUCAAGCAGGAAGACCUCCAUAGCCUCAGUCUGCAGUUCUGACCCUUGCCCUGAGCAGGACUGGAUGAGAGCCUGUUAACACAGAGCUAUGCGAUUAUGUACCGAGAGCGAAACCUUUAAUUAAAGGAGAGAGAAGAAACAACUGCAGGGCAACACUGAGCCUCUCUCACUGCCGUUACAGUGCGGUGCGGUUGUAAGGGCACUGCCGCGGGCCCAGCAUGGCGCCUGCCUCCCUUGCACUAGCCUCAUGCCCGAGGGCCUUGCAGGCCACUCUGCUGGACCAGCAGCCUGGCCUCGCUGCCGCGUCCACAAGACAAGCUGCCCCGCUUCCAGCGGCACCCGGAGCCCGGUUGUGCGCGAAGAGAGCGCUGCGGCGCCCCCUGCCGGCGGCACGAGGAUCCGGCGGUGCCGGCGCUGCUGUUGUCACAUGUCGGAAAGUCCCAAGCGCUGACGGUGGAAAUCCCCGCUGGGGUUUUUUUUGUUGUUGUCUUUUUUUUUUUUUUUUUUUUUUUUUUUUUUUUUUUCCUGUCCAGGCGCUGAAACAGAAAGGGGAAAGAAAACAAGAGGCUGAGCUCAGCCCUUCAUUCCGCGGCAGAGGUAGCGGCGGCAGCAGCUCUGCAUCGGAGAGGGGGGCGGCGGACGGGAACGCGGCCAGGUCAACCCGGGCCUGCUGCCGGCCGCUCGUUGAUGGCGACCGAGCCCGGCUGCGUGACCUCGCCGCGGCCCGGCUGCUGAACGGCAUUCACCGGCGGAUCGAUCCCGUGCCCGGAGGAGCUCGCCGGUCGAGAGAUUUUGUCUAGGAACAUGGCUGGCCAACACAUCCUUCCUCAGGCUUUGUAUCAGAGCAACAUGCUGAAGGCUGUGAAGAUUAGAGAAAGGACACCUGAAGAUCUGGUCAGACCUCCCAGUGGAAUAAUUCACCACUUCAGGACUAUGCACAGAUACACUAUAGAAAUGUUCAGAAUGUGCCAGUUUUGCCCUCAAUUCCGGGAAAUGCUUCAGAAGGCCCUGACUGACCAAGCCACUCAGACUUCGCUGGAGCGCCAGAGGAAGCUGAACUGGUGCAUGGAGGUCAGGAGACUUGUGCCUUUGAAAACAAGUGGUGAUGGAAAUUGCCUCAUGCAUGCUGCAUCGCAGUACAUGUGGGGUAUUGAAGAUGUUGACCUCGUCUUAAGGAAAACUUUGUUUAGUGCACUCAGGGAGACUGACACACAGAACUUCAAGCUGCGCUGGCAGCGGGAGGCUAUUAAAUCCCAGGAGUUUGUGCAAACAGGACUCCACUUCGACACCCGGAACUGGGAGGACGAGUGGGAGUACCUCAUUGAAAUGACCUCCCCGGAAACAUCUGGGGCUCGAAACAGACUUCCUUAUAAUGCACUGGAAGAAAUCCACAUCUUUGUUCUUGCUAAUAUCCUCAGAAGACCAAUCGUUGUCCUUGCAGAUAAAGUUGUGAGAAGUUUAGAAUCAGGCUCCAGUUUUGCUCCUCUGAACGUUGGUGGUGUUUACCUGCCACUCCUUUGGCCAGCUGAAGAAUGCUACAGAUAUCCAAUUGUGCUCGGCUAUGACAAUAUGCAUUUUACACCACUUGUGACCCUGAAGGACAGUGGGCCAGAAAUCCGGGCUGUCCCUCUGGUCACCAGUGAACGAGGCAGAUUUGAGGAUUUGAACGUGCACUUUCUGACAGAUGCAGAGGAGAGGGAGAAGGAGCAGCUGCUGAAAGACUACUUGAUAGUCAUAGAAAUUCCAGUGCAAGGCUGGGAUCAUGGCACAACUCAUUUAAUUAAUGCUGCAAAGUUGGAUGAAGGCAACCUGCCCAAAGAUAUAAAUCUUGUGGAAGAUUACUUUCAACUGGUGCAGCAUGAGUACAAGAAAUGGCAGGAGCAUGGUGAACCUGCCAGAAAAGAGGCCUGCUCCAGGAACAGACAGGAACUGUCUUUUUCCCAGCUCUCCCUUUUACAGGUGAAAUGUGAAACUCCAAACUGCCCUUUCUAUAUGUCUGUGAACACCCAGCCCUACUGCCACGAGUGCUAUGAGCGGAGGUCACAAGGAAGCAAAGGAAGAAAGCAGGUCUCUGAAGCAGCACCUGAGAAACUGAAAGCAGCUGGGUUGGGCUGCGGUAAAGCUUGUGAACCUGGGGGGUGGAUGUCUGAGGAGGCUGUAACAGGGCCUCGCUCUGCACCCCCAACUGCUCCCAGCCUUUUCCUCUAUAGUGAAACCACUGCCAUGAAAUGCCGGACUCCAGACUGCCCCUUCACCUUAAAUGUGCAACACAACGGACUUUGUGAACGCUGCUACAAUGCCAGACAGCUUGCUCCUUGUAAUAAUUUAGAUGACCAGAGAUGCUUGGACUAUGCCACGUGUAAAGUCUGCCUUCAGAAGGCCAAUAGGACAUUUAAUGGCAUAUGCAGCACUUGUUUCAAAAGGACUACAGAGCGCUCCUCGAAUGGCAGCCCUGGUUUUGUACCCACGUGCCAUCAGAGAUCUACAUCUGACCCAUCCCAGAUCCCACAGAGCCUCCUUCAGCAUUCCUGCCAGCAAGCUCCCAACAACAAUUGUGAUGAGCUGCCGUUGGCUGCACUGCCUCAUGCCCCACACACUUUGGAAGAGAAGAAGGGAAGUAAGCUCUGCAGGAAGCCUGGCUGCAAGUUUUUUGGAACAGCUCAGAAUGAGGGCUUUUGCACGCUGUGCUUCUUUGAAUACAGGGAAAACCAUGACAGUGCUUCACUACGCCAUCAGAGGAGAUCUCAGAGGAAUUCCUCAGCAGCUGGUCAACAGGGGAGCUCAGCUGCCGCUUUCCACAAUAUGUCUUGCCAGCAGCAGAACUGUGGCACCCUGGGUAGCACCAUGCUGGAGGGCUACUGCCAGAACUGUUUCAUUAAAGCCCAGAGCCAGCGAUUUCAGGAAGCCAGAAGGACAGAAGAGCAGCUAGUGAGACAGCCUGAAAGAACAGGACAGCGCAGAGAUCUACAGCGAGCAGCACUGACUAGCCAGAAGAGACAGUGUGCUGUGGCUUCGUGUCGAAACAACCUGGCCUGCAGAAGCAGUGAGCUGUGCCAGCAGUGCCAGCGCGUUGGCCAGCUUGUGCAGCUGGGGGGUCCCAGGGAGCCAGCCACAGAUGAGCCUCCGAAGCAACGCUGUCGAGCCCCUGCUUGCGACCACUAUGGUAAUAACAAGUGCAAUGGUUAUUGCAAUGAAUGCUACCAGUUCAAACAGAUCUACGGCUAGCAGAGAGGAAGAGUUGGUAAAGAAGAAGAAAGCGAUACCAGCUCCUUCCUAAACUGAAAUGGUGCUAUGUCCAAAACACUUAUCAGUCCUGGGAGCAGGGGCUAGGGGGGAAAUGUAACCUGUCUGCCCAUGUUCCUGUUUAUUCCCAAGAAUGGGAAUAAGUAUGUACUUCCUCUAAACACUGCAUACAAGAACUGCUAAGGAGGGCCAGUUGCUUUCUGCACAAAGCUGUCUUUCAUGAAUAAGCUCCUGUCAUGCUGUAUUUAAUUCUUGGACUUUUCAGUUGGAAGUUUGAAGCAUUUCAUUCCAAAGAGCUUCCUGAUUCUGCCUCUUUCUCAGUACCUCCCCAGCACCCAUACAAGGAGGACUCACAGCUCAUCUCGUCGGUGUGGGAAAUCUGUAUUGAUGUAUGCUGGUCAGAGGCAAGUCUUUGCUGAGAGAGAUCCCCCAGGACAGACUGGUGUAACUUGCAGUCAAAACAGAGUGAGGUUGUCUGAAGAAACUUGCUUUGGUUUGCUCACUUCUUGCUUCUGUUUUUGUGGAACUCAGCAAGUCUGGAGCUUGUGCGGGCGUUUGGUAUGGUAUCAGUGAGUGGUUCUGGGAUUGCAGAGCCCUUGGCAAACUGCAAUCUUAAACAAGACAAGUAGUGGUCAGCAUUUAGAUCCUUUCCCAAAAUCGAAGACAGCUGGACAGAUAAAGUGAUGACAGAAGUAACUUUUACACAUUUGUGAUGGAAAGUCAGAAUCCUGCAGUUCCCCUCACAUGUGGAAGGAAUUGUCUCCAGUAGAAGAAAAAACAGACACAAAAGCUGUUCAUCUUAGGCAUCUUCAAAUUUUGAAGCCAAAGCAACUUUCUUCUCUGUCACUGUCAGAAAUACACAUGCUGCUGUUCACACCCCCACUCCCUAUUUCUCUCUCACUUUUUUCUGUUAUCCUUAAUGUGAUUCUGACAUUGUGCCUAACAGCUUGGAGCUUGGCAAUGGGGUGCCUUAGGAUCGAGACUUUACUUCUGGAGUUCACGCAUUUACUUCUCAAUCUGCAGUACUUCAGCAAAUUUACCUUUACUGUUGUGCCUGAUACCCUCUUAUCUCCUUUCAUACCUUUUAAGUUUUCAGUAUCUAUUUUGCUGCUGCUGUUUUGGGGGUGAUACCUUUUCUAAUUUCCUUAUCAAGCUUAGAAUCUUUUUUUCUAGAUAUUAAAAAAAAAAAAAGAAGCAAAAAAUUAAAAUAACUCAACUUGUUUCUGUUAAAUUUUAUAUAUUUUUAAUGUUAAUGUGAACAUAUGUUUAUUAAAAUAUUUAUAUUAUUUCAAACAAUGCAACUUGAAAUUUGCACAUCUAGGAUUUUUUUACGUAUAUUUACUCUUGUGUUGAAAUUUGCAAACUUAAAUGUAUGAUUGAAAAACAUUCUCAGAUAUAAAGAAAUAAAUUAUUGAAGGAUUGAAUUUGGUAUUUUAUAUUGAUGGAAGGGAGCACAGUUGAGCACGUCACCUACUGCAAAAGGAUUUCUAUCUAGGAUGACCAAUGAGCAUGUCACUGAUGUCCUCUGUUUCAGGUUGUGUAGCCAAGUAUUUUCAGAAGGCAGUAGCUUGUGAAUCUCUGCAGUCUCUCAGUACCUCAUUGUCCUCUUAGGAAGAGCUCUUGGUACUUUGUGAGACACCAUGCAGUCAGUGUACAUCAGGACUUAGCUUGUGUGUGUACUCAGUUUUCUGUUUCUAGAGCUCAGUGCAGCCGAGUAAGGAUGGGGCAGGACCAGGCUGCAGGGGAAGCUAAGCCAGGCAGACUUAACUUUUCUUUCUUCAUUCAUCCUCCAGUUACCCCAAGGAUUCCCAGCUGGCUUGAGUGCCACUCUGGGAGGUGGUGAUGGUCAUGAGAGCUCCCCAUAUGUGCAGGAGCAAAGGCUCAGGCUGGCCCUGCUAUCUCCUCUCUCUGGGAGAAGCAGGGAAGGCCUUCAGUUUUUUGGUCUUGGCAUCUGACUUGCUCAGAAGCUCCUGAUAAGCAAGUUGCUAAUUGUUUAGAUGAAAAAUACCUGAAAGGGUUAUUUUCUUGUCAUUGCAAGUUCAUCCAAACCCAGCCAGGCUUCCAGGGGCUUUCUGAGCUGUAACACUCCCUCAGCAGAGCCUGAGGAUGCUUGCAAUAUUGGUGCUCCAAUAUUUCAGGCCUCUGCCUAAACAGGCAGUACUGCAUCCCACCCUGAAUUCUAGAUGCUGCCCACAGUCUGAAGGGAAAAGUAGAAGAGGCUGCAAGCCUCUCUGUGUGCUCUGACAGAGGAAUCUCUCCUAAGAGGUGAUCCUGCCCACCCUGUCUCCUAGUGGGCUGCUCGCUGCCCUCAUCGGCCUUUCAUUCUUCAUUCAGGAGCAUGCUUUAGCACAUGCUUCAGUACCUUCCUACUUGAAACCACAAAGGUGCUAUAUUCUCAGGUACGUUUGUGAUAGCUCAGCUAGUGUUUGUAAUUCUCACAGCUCACUCACAUUCCUGAGUUCCUGCCAAUCUUCCUCAUACAUAGUUCAGCUCACCUCCCUUUGGAUGGUGUGCCACGUCCUUUCAAAGCAGACAGCCUGAAGUCUGUCUGCUCCCUCAAGGCAGAGCCUCUCAGGCCGACCAACCCAAUCCCUACAGUGUGUUCCUAUUCUUCAGAUUCUGACAGGGGAGCUGGGAAGGGGGAAGUUGUUUAGCUCUGCUUGCCACUGACUGCAGCCUCUGCACAGAAGGGUUUCACCUGAAAUGCCUGAAUCCCCUUGAUUUUCUGCUGCUUUCCAGGCCUGUUUGUCAUAACUUUGAAGUCACGUGUGGCUCAUCUCGUUCUGAAGCUCAUAUGUAAAUGAGUGCCCAGCCUGUCUCUUGUGACUGACUCGUGUGGGAACUUUAAAGAUAUUAGUGCCUUUUUUUUUUUAAUACUUUGGUAUUUCCCUAAUGCCCUGAGGGGAUUUUGACCCUCUCGUGCUUUCUGUUGUCUGCACAGCUCCUCAAGUAUUUUUUUCCUUCCUGUUCUGUAGGAGGGAACUUUCAUUUGGAUUCUCCCUUUUUGAGACCACUUAGAGAAAGAAGCCCCUUUGCUGAGACACCAGUGUUUCCUAGAUUCUUUUUUGGGUGGAAAUUCCUUAUGACAUGGUACAGGAAUGGAAUGUUUUUGCAGGCUGUGCUUACGUGUUCAUUAAUAAAAUGAAUCCCUAAAUAAAGGAAUACUUGUAGAUAGACUCAGUAAUUCUUCCUGACUGAGAAGAUAGAUGAUCUAAAUGUUAUCUGUUAGGCAAAACAUGGGCCUUUGGAGCAGGAGUAAUGCACAGUGACACAGCCAGUGGCCUGUGAUCUGAAGAGUGACAGGCCAGCUGAAGCCAUGUUCUGGCCACAGAUCUACAUUAACAUGUUCCAAACUUCCCAUGGGGAAUGGCCCUGGGCUAGGCACCAGGGCAGUUCACAAGGACACAAACCAGUGAGCUGAAGUGGUCUUAGGACUCAGCACCCAUAGCUUGGGUCAGCACCCCUAAGAUACCUCAAUGCUGUGGUUGUAAAUUAGAAGUGCAUGCUUAAAGCAAAUUCUUGGGAAUUGUUGUCAUUUCUUCUGGGAGAAAGAAACUGCAGCUGCUCAACAGAAUUGAUAUCCAUCUCUUUUUUUCCUAUAGCAGUAGUUCCCAAGGUUUUUGGAUUAUGGAUCAGCGUGUCACUGGUACAUUUUCAGUGUCUAAAAUAAAGCAUUGGUAACAAUUUCUUUGGCUCACACAUUGCUCAGUGUUGCAAAUGCAGCUACACAGCUCUUCAGCUAAGUCUCAGUAACGUCAUCUGGAGCUGUAGUUUGGCAACUUUUUGCGCCAAAAACCAGUUUUAACAUCCAUAUCUGGGAUGGCCCAUACACUGACAGUGGUAGGAAUAGGAGAAAAGGCAGUUCAGCAAUUUGGAUACACACAUUAAAAAGAUCCCAGUGAGACUCAAGCUCUCUGGAUACAUUUAGGAAUCUUUCUCACCCAGGAUUGGGUGAGAAAGCUCUAACCUUCUCUUCCAUACAGGUGCAACAGGGACUUUCAAGUGGCUAUGUGAAGGAGGUCUACUUUUCUGAAAGAAGUAAAAAUGCUUGCUUGUUUAAUCCUUGUAAAAUAAGUGGCUUAGCAUAGUGAUAUGAUGCAAGUUUUGCAUGGGGGGAAGAGCAGUUAUGUAAUUUUAUCCAGCAUACUUGAAUAGGACACAAUAGUAUAAUAUGCAAAACACUGAAAAAGAAAACCACAAUGCUGAGCAGUUAAGAUUUCAGCUUAAAAUAAAUAUGAAAUAAGAAAGAACACUUUUCAGUUGCCUGUAUUUAAUGAGCAGUGCAGCAAACUUGUUCCUGGUGGGAGCAGGUUCAAUGUGCUCACAUGAGCUUGGUCAGUAAUCUCUGUGCUGCUGCUGUCUCCCAUAUUGGUGAUAAACACUGGUAAUACCAACACUCGCCUUGUUCAGAAGAGUUGGAAGCACAGGAAGAAAGAGAGAAUGCUCAGAAGAGACUUAACUGAGCUGCCACUUUGUUAAUUCCCCUUGCCUUGGUCAGCUGUGGUUAUUUUGGAGAAGCCCACCAUAGUCUUCCCAAGGAGUAGUGGAGCUGAGCUGGUCAGUCCCCUGCAGUCCCCUUAUGCCCUCUGCCACUUCCUCUGCCAGUGAGCUGCUGCUAUAGGCAACCUGAUGAGCACAGUGCAGCAGCAUCUCGAGUUACCAAGACAGUCAUUAAAAAAAUAAAAAAAUCCUUCAUGUACAUAUAUUAGAACGUCUUUAAUGUUGGUCAAACAGAAACCUGAAAUAAGAGCAGGUAAUUUUGCUUGGGAGUUUUAUGAUGACAUCUUUUUGUACUGAUGCUAAUUUUCAAAAAACUCCCUGUGUCUAAUAAUGAAAGACAGCCUACGGCGUGCUAUGCAGACUGCCCCCUCCUCCGGCCUCACUAAACUGAGCACUGUGUACGUAAUCUCUCCCCCUCCCACUACCCUUGAUCUCUGACAGCAAUGAUUCUUUCUGUUAUUUAUUCGUGUUUUUCCUCCCCACACUUUCUUUUUUUUUUUUUUU
Molecule: messenger RNA, 12595 nt
Organism: Lagopus muta (rock ptarmigan)
Lineage: Eukaryota; Metazoa; Chordata; Aves; Galliformes; Phasianidae
Gene: TNFAIP3
Product: TNF alpha induced protein 3
Exons: 9
Coding region: 5153-7573 (806 amino acids)
Biological process (GO): protein K29-linked deubiquitination; cell migration; protein deubiquitination involved in ubiquitin-dependent protein catabolic process
Cellular component (GO): cytoplasm; nucleus
Molecular function (GO): cysteine-type deubiquitinase activity; DNA binding; K63-linked polyubiquitin modification-dependent protein binding
Source: RefSeq, a predicted model, not a curated record